AUGCUUGUCUCAAUCAUCUCUGUUCUGGCCGCGGCUACCGCUGUCGCCGCCCAAGGCACUCCCGCUCCCGUCGUAAUGGGCAACCCCAUAGGUGCCAAGUACGUCGGUACUCUCCCCGCCAAGGAGGGCAGCGCUCUCACCGGAUCCAUCGAGGCCACCACCGGCGCCGACGGCAAGGGUGUCAAGUUCCAGGUCUCCUUCGCUGGCCUUCCCGAGACUGGCGGUCCCUUCAUGUACCACCUCCACGCUAAGCCUGUUCCUUCUGACGGCAACUGCACUGGUACCGGCGCUCAUCUGGACCCCUACAUGCGCGGCGAGGCUCCUCCCUGCGAUGCCACCAAGCCUGAGACCUGCCAGACUGGUGACUUGAGCGGCAAGUACGGAAACGCUACUGAGACCACUUUCUCGGCUGAGUACACCGACUUGUACUCUGCUACUCUGCCCUCUGACCCUGCUUUCUUCGGCGCCCUAUCCUUCGUUGUCCACCUCAGCAACAAGACCCGUAUCGGCUGCGCCAACUUCACCAUGGUCUCUGCUGGCGAGGGAGAGGGCUACCCAGCCGCCUCUUCCUCCGCUGCCAUGUCUUCCGCCCCAGCCAUGUCCUCCGGAUACGCCAUGCCUCCUACUACUGCCUCAUCUGGUUUCGCCAUGCCAUCAGGCUCGCCCGCCUACAACGCCACCAGCACCAGCAUGAUGUCGCCCACCACCGGCAUGCCCAUCCCUCCCAGCUCGGCCUCCGCCUCAGCACCAGCUGAGUUCAGCGGCGCCGCCGUCAAGGUCGCCGGUGGCGCUGGUGCUCUGCUUGCCGCUGCUGCCGCGCUCGUCUUGUAA
Messenger RNA from Alternaria novae-zelandiae, 831 nucleotides. RefSeq lists its product as uncharacterized. The record is from RefSeq and is a predicted model, not a curated record. The transcript is spliced from 2 exons. Gene Ontology annotation, molecular function: metal ion binding. Bases 1 to 831 code for a protein of 276 amino acids. Lineage: Eukaryota; Fungi; Ascomycota; Dothideomycetes; Pleosporales; Pleosporaceae. Gene Ontology annotation, biological process: superoxide metabolic process.